UCUUUCUCUUUCUCUCCAUUAAAGAUUCAACCCACUCAUUAUAUGCACAAAUAGUUCUUCGUCAGAGUUAUAUUAUCUCUCUUCAGUUUCUUGUAUGGGCUGAGAGAGAUCCACAUGUCUCGCACGUGCUCACAGUGUGGAAACAACGGGCACAACUCCCGCACAUGCACAGACGCUUCUCUCGCUGCCGGAUCGGUCUCCGGUGGCGGAACCCCUCAAAGAGAGAACGGCAUCAUGCUCUUCGGCGUAAGACUCACCACCACCGAAGGGACCUCGUCGUCAUUCAGAAAAAGUGCUAGUAUGGGUAAUUUGUCACAGUUUGAUCAACAACCACCGCAGGAUCCAAUCGUUGCUGACGCCGGCUAUGUGUCCGAUGACGUCGUUCACGCCUCCGGCCGCAGCCGCGAGCGCAAACGAGGUGUUCCUUGGACUGAAGAGGAGCACAAAUUGUUCUUGUUGGGUUUACACAAGGUUGGAAAAGGUGACUGGAGAGGAAUUUCUAGAAAUUUUGUGAAGACUCGGACUCCAACUCAGGUUGCUAGUCACGCACAGAAAUAUUUCCUCCGCCGCCACAAUCAGAACCGCCGCCGCAGAAGGUCUAGUCUGUUUGAUAUCACCACUGAUACGGUGAUGGAAUCGUCUGCCAUGAUGGAAGAGCAAGUUCAGCAAGAAACUGUUGCGCCACCCACACCCUCUACAUAUUCGUCAUCAAACUACAACAACUUAUCUAGCUCUACUUUCCCCAUGGCUUUAUCUUCUGUGAUGUUGCCAUUAGCUGCUAAACCAAUAAGGCCAACGCCUAUUUUGCCUGUGCCACCAUCUUCUAAGAUGGCUAAUUUGAACCUGAAAGAGAAAAUAACUCUGAAUACAGAAUUUCGACCUCCACCAUUUGUUCUUAACUUAGGGCCGCAGCAAUUCCGGAAUCAGUCCCCAGACGAAAAUAAUGAUCGCUCCUCACCAUCCUCGUCAUCCACGUCGUCUUUUCAAGCAGGAAAUUUCACUGGUGGUGGAGAUAGCAUAAUUAGUGUUGCUUGAAUAGUAUAUAUUGUCUUAAUUUAAUUUAAGUUUGUAAAUUAUCGUUAGCUAUGGAAAGUGAAAAUACAGACCUAAUUGAAAAAUGAUGAAACAAAAUAGUAUCACUGUAUCAAGUAAAAGAAUUGCUUUGAAGAUAAUUAAUUAAUUAAUUAGACGAGACUAUAAGAUAGGAUAGUUAUAUGGUUAUAAAUAUAACUAUUAUUAUUAUUAGGACAAGAAUGGUUAGGGUGUGUUUGGGAUAUUAAGAAAUUUAAUCGUUGUUUUAAUAUAUAGAAGUUGGAUGAGAACAAGGAAGAGAGACAGAGAGGAUGAGUUGUCAUAUUUGGUGGUUGUUGGGAAAUUGUUGUUUCUAUUGUGUGUGGGAGUGUGACUUUGAGAAUUGAGAUGACAGAGUACCAGGUACUCGAGUUAUACUAUUGGUCUGUUUUCAUUGCAACUUAGUGGGCCUGAAAAAUAUUAUAUAAUAUUAUAUUAGAUUAAAUUAUUUAAGGUGGAGGAGAAUA
Arachis stenosperma is the source of this 1538-nucleotide messenger RNA. RefSeq names its product transcription factor MYB1R1. The record is from RefSeq and is a predicted model, not a curated record. The transcript is spliced from 3 exons. Gene Ontology annotation, molecular function: DNA binding; zinc ion binding. NCBI's taxonomy places the organism in Eukaryota, Viridiplantae, Streptophyta, Magnoliopsida, Fabales, Fabaceae. Bases 115 to 1035 code for a protein of 306 amino acids. Gene Ontology annotation, biological process: response to gibberellin; response to ethylene; response to auxin.